AUGCAUUGCUACUCCAGAUGCACUUAUUUAGUACUUGACGAAGCUGAUCGUAUGCUGGAUAUGGGAUUUGAACCACAAAUACGAAAAAUAAUUGAGCAGAUACGUCCUGACAGGCAAGUGCUGAUGUGGUCAGCAACAUGGCCUAAAGAAGUGCGCGCACUAGCAGAGGACUUUUUAACCGAUUAUGUUUAUCUUAAUAUCGGUUCUUUGACUUUAUCGGCUAAUCACAACAUCACUCAAAUCAUUGAUGUUUGCCAUGAAUAUGAGAAAGAUUCGAAGCUAUACAGACUGCUUCAAGAGAUCGGGACUGAGAAAGAGAACAAAACUAUUAUAUUUGUGGAAACCAAGCGUAAAGUAGAUGAUAUUACGCGAAACAUAAGACGCGAUGGAUGGCAAGCCGUGAGUAUUCACGGUGACAAGAAUCAGCAAGAAAGAGAUCACGUAUUACAAGAGUUUCGCAGUGGAAGAGCGCCGAUUUUAGUUGCAACUGACGUAGCCGCCAGGGGGUUAGAUGUAGAUGAUGUGAAAUACGUUAUAAAUUUUGAUUAUCCAUCCUCAUCGGAAGACUACAUACAUAGAAUCGGUCGAACUGGGCGCAAGCGACAGACCGGAACGGCAUAUGCAUUCUUUACGACCCAUAAUAUGAAGCACGCUGGAGAAUUGAUAGAGGUAUUGAGGGAAGCUGGGCAAAAUAUUAAUCCACGUCUCAGUGAAAUGGCAGAGAUGGCAAAAACGGGAAAUUUUGGCAACAGAAAUGGAAAACGGUUUGCCGAACGAUUUUCUUCUGGUACUAAUAACGCGGAACGGGGUAACAGCCGAAGAAUCAAUAAUGACGGCAAAGGAAGAGGAGGCAAUUCCGCAAGAGGAAGAGGCCCUACUCACAGCGGAAAUACUUUUCAUUCUUUCUCUAACGUUUAUUCGGGAUCGGAUUACAAUAAUUACAGUAAUGCAAAACAAAAUACUUCUUUGAGCCAAAGUACGACGUACGGAUAUAGUACGCAGAGAAAUUACGGACAGGGUAAUAUGCCACAGAAUUAUGGAGGUGGCGAUAAUUAUGGAAGUGGUUAUUCAUAUAGAAGCACAACUUAUUAA
This is a messenger RNA of Pseudomyrmex gracilis, 1092 nucleotides long. RefSeq names its product probable ATP-dependent RNA helicase DDX5. Gene Ontology annotation, cellular component: cytoplasm; ribonucleoprotein complex; nucleus. Bases 1 to 1092 code for a protein of 363 amino acids. Gene Ontology annotation, molecular function: ATP binding; RNA helicase activity; RNA binding. The record is from RefSeq and is a predicted model, not a curated record. The transcript has 4 exons. NCBI's taxonomy places the organism in Eukaryota, Metazoa, Arthropoda, Insecta, Hymenoptera, Formicidae.